Linum trigynum is the source of this 2285-nucleotide messenger RNA. The record is from the annotation of a GenBank genome assembly. Lineage: Eukaryota; Viridiplantae; Streptophyta; Magnoliopsida; Malpighiales; Linaceae.
CAGGCAUCACUAUAAUACAUUAGACAUCACAGUGGAAAAGGAAACCCACAUGAUCUUUUAGGCCAGUAAUUCGGAUAGUCAAUCGAUACCAGCUAGACACCCAGAAAGUCACUGGAAAGAAACACAACUUACAUAAAUGUGAUUGUUUUACUUCGAUGACAGCCAGGUAAUGAAGAAACAAAAGACAAUAGACGGAUUUGAUUACCGAUCCAUGCGAGCGCUUAACUUUAAUCAAAAGAUGAAAACUUUAAAAACCAUCCGCAAAUAUUCUGCUUUCGCUUUUGAUCUUGCUGCUGUUGUACCUCGGAAAUUUCUGUAGGGUUCUUGAGGUGUUCGAUUGAGGCAGAGAAAUGGCGGAUUUGCUUCUGACUUCCAACAUUACAUUCUAACUCCAUCUACUUAAAUUCAAUGAAUUGAUGGGUUAGAGAUUUGGAUAGAUGAAUUUCUGUGUAAACUUACCAUAUAAUGUUAAAUAUUUAGUACUUUACAUUUCAAUAUCUCAACUUAUGCUUUAUAAUAACGGGAAGCAUAGUAAUAUAGUCAUUAUGGAUAAUUUGAAGAAAAAGAGGUACCAAGAUCCUAAUGAUUAGGGGAUAAUAGGGUGUCGGUUAUCCAAUUUAACCACUUACCAAACCAAAUAAUCGGUUAAUCGGAUAACCGAAAACUGAUUAUAUUGCAUUGCGGUGUUGGUGUCGGUUGCCGUUUUGGAGGAAUAUUUAUAACUGAAGGUUGCCGGUUGCUAACCGAUAAAAACUUGGUGCACCGUUGUUAACCGCCAUACAUCUUCCUCUCCUCUUGUCGCUCUCUGACUCUCUCCCUUUCCUUCCUUUCCCAAUCUCAACAUUCUCCACCUUCGCCCUCCUGAAACCCUAAUUCAUAAAUUUCAAUCUAAACUUCCCUAUCUCAAUUUUUGGUAGAGAUUAAUCAACAUGACGGUUCAGUUAAAUCGUAACUGAAUCGACUAUCACCCUUAUUAAUGAAAUCGUCUUUGUCACGAAAAUGAGUAAAAAUCAUAUUUGUAUACAUUUUGUUGUACCAACCAAAAUUUUCAAUAUCUUUUCAAUUCUUUGUUUAAAAGACCUUUCAAACUAGUUCAUUUGUGAAUUAACGGUUCAUUUAUCCGACAUAUUUGUAAGUUAAUCUUACAUAAUAAUUUUAUAAAAUGUGAGAUCGUUAAUUUGAUUUUUAUUAUUAGCCACACAUUACGGAAGAUUAUAUAACACUGUUAUAUAACAAUUUUAAAAUAUACUAAAUAAAUCUUAUAAAGGUUUAAGGGAUAGUUAUUUCUUAUAUAUCAAUCAAACAAACGUGUUAUAUAAGUCUUCCGUAGUAACUAAGACACUAUGCAAAGCUAAUGGAAGUGUCUUACGUAAUAACUUAAUUUUUUUUAUAAAAAUAAUUAGUUUAUUAUCGCCGUGAAGCACGGGUACAAAACUAGUAAUAUAAUUAAGUCGUCUCAAUUCGCCUCAGCUCCUUAUAUUUAAUAAUUAUAUUUUUCAAUUUCUUGAAGCAAGAAUUUACAUGGGCGCCCCGAUAUUCAACGACAAGGGCUACGGACCGCCUCCCUAGAGAUGGAAAGGUUCUGACUGGCCGGAGCCAAUUUCACCGGCUGCAACAAGUAUUAUACAUUUGGUGUAGUUGGAUAUAUCGUUUUUGGUGGUCCAGCUACGACUUCAAUAUGAUGACUAACUAAAAUUUUGUAUGUCCGUGUUUUGUUAACAGUAAGAUAAUCGGGACACGUGUUUAUGCCACAAUGCACAAGGAGCUGGAGACUUCGUCGGCGGACACCCAAGGGCACGACACUCACACAGGCUCCACCGUAGUUGGGGCGCAAGUGAAGGGAGCUAGUUUGUAUAGGAUCGGAAAGGGCACGACUAGAGGCAGCGUUCCGUCAGCUCGACUCCAAAUAUACAAGGUGUGCAGCACGGAGGGUGACGACUACUGCUAUGAAGCUGACAUAUUUGCUGGUUUCGGCGAUGCCAUCAAUGACGGAGUGGACUUCAUUUCCCUAUCAAUCGGUGGUCCUCCCAGCGAAUACUUCAAAGAUGUGAUCUCCAUCGGAUCUGACCACGCGAUAGAGCACGGAAUCCUCACAAGAGCCGCUACCGACAACAAUGGCGGCUACCCUAAUAUCGUGCCCAACGUAGCUCCCUGGAUUUUGACUGUCACGGCCACUGACAGGGCUAAGCAGUAUAAGACCACAGUUGGCCUCGAGAACAGAGUUUAAGAAAAAUGAGAGAAAGAUUUGGGUGGAAGAGCAGCAGACGUGCUUGGCAAUGUAGUCA